Molecule: messenger RNA, 570 nt
Organism: Staurois parvus
Lineage: Eukaryota; Metazoa; Chordata; Amphibia; Anura; Ranidae
Source: the annotation of a GenBank genome assembly
AUCAUAACUUCUCCCCGGAGGUCUGCUAGGAGUCUGGCUUGUCCAGCCAGGACCCUGCAGUCACUAUAUCUGGUCUCCCUGGACCCUGCAUUCACUAUAUCUGGUCUCCCCGGACCCUGCACUCACUAUAUCUGGUUUCCCCGGACCCUGCAUUCACUAUAUCUGGUCUGGUCUACUAGGACCCUUCAUUCACUAUAUCUGGUCUCCCAGGACCCUGCAUUCACUAUAUCUGGUCUCCCCGGACCCUGCAUUCGCUAUAUUUGGUCUCCCCAGGCCCUGCAUUCACUAUAUCUGGUCUCCCCGCACCCUGCAUUCACUAUAUCUGGUCUCCCAGGACCCUGCAUUCACUAUAUCUGGUCUCCCCAGACCCUGCACUCACUAUAUCCGCUCUCCCCGGACCCUACAUUCACCAUAUCUGGUCUCCCCGGACCCUGCAUUCACUAUAUCUGGUUUCCAAGGACCCUGCAUUCACUAUAUCCGGUCUCCCCAGACCCUGCAUUCACUAUAUCUGAUCUCCUACAGUACACACAAAAUGGAAAUACAAUUAUUUUAGCAGAUAUAAACUGCUAA